This is a messenger RNA of Rhagoletis pomonella (apple maggot), 1040 nucleotides long. RefSeq names its product N-acetylgalactosaminyltransferase 6-like. Gene Ontology annotation, cellular component: Golgi apparatus. The record is from RefSeq and is a predicted model, not a curated record. Bases 324 to 1040 code for a protein of 238 amino acids. The transcript has 3 exons. NCBI's taxonomy places the organism in Eukaryota, Metazoa, Arthropoda, Insecta, Diptera, Tephritidae.
UGUUAAAUGGAAAUGAAGGUUGAUUUAUACUGGCAUGUAUACACAGCAGCAAGCUCAUGCCACCAACAGCGAUGUUGUAUGCUUAAGGUUUCUACUGGGAUAGUCACGUUGUUAUCACAUUUUAGAUACAUACAUAUGUAUGUGCACUGUAGUACAUAUGAUUUGACAAUGUAUGUACGCCAACAUAUUUUGUGAACUAUCUUAAAAGUUUUUUUUUAAUAUUAUUUACAGUUGAAGUUCGAGUCGUUAUUUCGCCGCGUUGGCGUGUAGAUCAGAAGUUCUAACAUUCCACGAGAUUUCGCGACGUGUGCAUUUAUACCAAGAUGCGUCGAAGAAAUAUGAAAUGGGUUUUGAAAGCAGCAAUUCUGUUGACCUUGUCGCUGAUUCUGUUUCUUUUGCUUACAAGCUGGAUAUCUUCCAGCCCUUAUCGCAAUAAGUUACCAAUUUUGACGCCAAUGCAUGCAGCGAAUUUACGGGCGCAUAAAAAAAUGUCGGAUAAUCUUGUGGAUGGGGUUGUAGAGAGCAAUGCUGAAGCUCCAAUGCUGCCAAUAUUACAAAACGAGCGGAAAUCUGAGGAUAGACAGCUGCAGUUACCAGUUGAUCUGAAAAAAGACUGGCAUGAUUACUUGGCUAUGGAGUUUGAUCAGAAGCGAGUUGGACUGGGCGAACAAGGCAAGCGUGCUGAACUAAAUGAUGAAUCGCAGAAAGAAUUAGAACAGAAAAUGUCUCUGGAAAAUGGAUUUAAUGCUCUACUUUCCGAUUCGAUUUCGGUAAAUCGUUCCCUUCCCGAUAUUCGCUAUAAAGGAUGCAAAAAAAAGAAAUAUUUACCGAAGUUGCCGUCAGUCAGCAUCAUAAUUCCAUUCUACAAUGAGCAUUUGGGCGUGCUUAUGCGUUCCGUUCACAGCCUGAUAAAUCGUUCGCCUCCGGAAUUGAUAAAGGAAAUAAUUUUGGUAGACGAUUUUAGUGAUCGCGAGUACUUAUUCCAACAACUCGAGCAAUAUUUGAAGUUCGAGUCGUUAUUACGCCGCGUUGGCGUGUAG